AUGGAGAAGCCACAGAGCAAGAGCGACAAGAGCUACAAGCUGAUGGUGGUGGGGGCGGGCGGGGUGGGCAAGACCGCGCUUCUGCUCCUCUUCACCCGCAUGCGCGACCGGUACUACCCCGACGACUACGACCCCAACUUCGAGCUGACCUUCGCCCGCGAGGUGGACGUGGGCGACGAGUCCUGUCGGUUGGACCUGCUCGACACCACCGGCGGCAUCGGGGCUCCCGGCACCGAUAGCGACCUCCAGUCCCGGUACUGGGCCGGGCAGGUGCCGACCGCCGACGGCUUCCUGUUGGUCUACGCCAUCAACGCUCGCCAGACCUUCGAAGAGCUGCCGGCCGUCCACGCACACAUCGUAGAGUUGCUGAAGAUGAAGAAGAACGAUGGCGAUCAUGACGGUGACGCGACGCAGACGCCACCACCGGCGGUGGUGGUCGGGAGCAAGUGCGAUCUGGAGGACCGGCGCGUGGUGCACCCGGAUGAAGCCAAGGAGCUGGCGCGGUCGUUUGGGGCCAGCUACAUCGAGACCUCGGCCAAGGCCGGCAUCAACGUGGACGAAGCGUUCAUCGAACUGGUUCACCAGAUUCAGCUUCGUCAAGCUGCAUGUCACCGCCACCGCAAGUCCAACAAGACGAAGAAGGUGCUGGAGCUGCGCUUCCCGCCCUUCAACGGCUCACUGGCCUACGACCCAACCUGA
Acanthamoeba castellanii str. Neff is the source of this 699-nucleotide messenger RNA. Its product is annotated as Ras subfamily protein. The transcript has 2 exons. Gene Ontology annotation, biological process: signal transduction. Gene Ontology annotation, cellular component: plasma membrane. Gene Ontology annotation, molecular function: GTPase activity; GDP binding; GTP binding. Lineage: Eukaryota; Discosea; Longamoebia; Acanthamoebidae. Bases 1 to 699 code for a protein of 232 amino acids. The record is from RefSeq and is a predicted model, not a curated record.